Messenger RNA from Glycine soja, 1645 nucleotides. RefSeq names its product aspartate aminotransferase, mitochondrial-like. The coding region runs from base 125 to 1420 and encodes 431 amino acids. The record is from RefSeq and is a predicted model, not a curated record. Gene Ontology annotation, biological process: amino acid metabolic process; biosynthetic process. Gene Ontology annotation, molecular function: L-aspartate:2-oxoglutarate transaminase activity; pyridoxal phosphate binding. Lineage: Eukaryota; Viridiplantae; Streptophyta; Magnoliopsida; Fabales; Fabaceae. Gene Ontology annotation, cellular component: mitochondrion. The transcript has 10 exons.
UUCACUCCCCAAUAUCACCAUUUUCUUCAUAUAUAUAUAACCUUCAAAAGCAAUUUUCUUGUUCCAAUAAAACGAAUUAAGCAACAUUUUACUGGGUAUAUAAGUGGAGAGUGUAACUGAAAUUAUGUGGAGGUGCAUCAAUGGAAGAAUUGCCAGAAGAUUUUUAUCCACUUCUUCUGCCAGUGCCCGUGGUUGGUGGGACCAUGUAAGGCCAGCACCGAAGGACCCCAUUGUUCGUGUGAACGAGGCAUUUCUAGCUGACCCUUUUCCCCAUAAGAUCAAUCUUGGAAUAGGUACUUAUAAGGGUGAUGAUGGCAAAGCUUUCAUUCCUCAAAGCGUUCGUGAGGCAGAAACAAAGAUUCAGAGAUGUAAAUUGGAGGAGUCAAACGCUUCCGCAGUCAGAUCAAAAUUUGUUCAGGAGUGUGUGAGAUUAGCAUAUGGGAAUGAUUCAAAUGUUGUAAGAGAAGGAUUGUUUGCAGGAGUUCCAACUCUGUCUGGAACCGGUGCAUGUCGGCUUUUUGCUGAAUUUCAACGGCAUUUCUAUCCCGAUUCUCAAAUGUAUCUACCAGAUCCUACUUGGUCAAAUCACCACAAUAUAUGGAGACAGGCUGAAAUUCCAGUCAAAACCUUCCACUACUACCAUCCAGAUACAAAGGGUUUAGAUUUUGCUGCACUCCUCAAUGAUGUCAAGAAUGCACCAGAUUGUUCUUUCUUCUUGCUUCAUCCGUGUGCCCACAACCCAACUGGUGUUGACCCCACUGAGGAGCAAUGGAGAGAAAUAUCAUACCAGUUCCAGGUAAAAAAUCAUUUCCCAUUCUUUGACAUGGCUUAUCAAGGAUUUUCAAGUGGGGAUCUUGACAAGGAUGCAAUAGCACUUCGAAUUUUCCUUGAAGAUGGGCAUUUGAUUGGUUGUGCUCAAUCUUUUGCAAAGAACAUGGGAUUAUCAGAACAUAAAGCUGGUUGUCUUAGUGUUUUGUGCCAGAGUAUAAAGCAAGUAGCUGCACUAAAAAGCCAACUGCAGCUGAUGUCCCAUGCAAUGUAUAGCAGCAUUCCUUUUCAGGGUAUUUCACUAGUUACUAUGAUAUUAAGCGAGCCAGAUACAGAAGCACUUUGGAGAAAAGAGAUAAAGGUCAUGGCUAAACGGAUUCAAACUAUGCGAACUACCUUGCGGCAUUGUCUUGAGAACUUGCAUUCAUCUUUCAAUUGGGAGCACAUAACUGAUCAGGUUGGCAUGUUCUGUUUUUCUGGAUUAACCCCUGAUCAGGUUCAACAGAUGGAGAAGCUGUUCCAUAUAUACAUGACCCCUGAUGGAAGAAUGAGCAUGUCAGGUGUGACCUCUAGCAAUGUGGAUUACUUGGCAAAUGCAAUACAUCAGGUGACCAGAAUCGAUGAGGAAGCCCUAAGAUCAUGUUACGUAUAGCAUUAUUAGUCCUUUUCUACCUUAUUCUGAUCAUAGGGUACAUAACCAUUUUUUCUCUUUUGUAAUUAUCUAUGUACCUGAUAUACAUCAUACCAAUUUAGUGAAAAUAUUGAAGUCAAUAUUUUUGGACCAUCGUGGAUAUUACUCUAAAAAAAUUAUUUGUAAACACAGCCACAUAUUAAGUGAUGAAUGAAAUAACAGAUUUACGUAUGCCUCUUGAAAAAA